GAAAAGCACAAACGGGAAAAGAAUCGAAAGAAAACAAAACGUUGGGCAGCGGAAGGGAAUCGGCUGCGAGCGUCGAAGCCCCCCCACCCCUCUCUCUUUCUUCUAUAAGACGAGUUCGCCUGGGCUUGGUCGAGCUCGUUGGUUCCCCAUGGCGAUCCAGGAGAAGCUGAUGCAAGCGGUGGUGGAGCACCGGGCCCAGCUGGCCCUCACCGCCGCCCUCGCCGCCGCGGUCGUCUCCCUCCUCAGCGUCGGCCCCAGCUUCUCCGCCGUGGCGGGCUUCUUCUGGCCGCUCCUCGUCUCCACCGCCUUCCUGCUCGUCGCCGUCGCCGUCCUCCUCCGGAUCUCCCCACCCCCGGGCGAGACAUCCGGGGAGGAGCUCAUCGACUACGUCGCCGGCCGGCCAGAGGACGCCCAGCUGGCGGGGCCCUACGAAGAGACACCUGACGCCGGCAGGGAGGGGGAGGCGGAGGCCGCGCGAGUGAAGCACCAAAAGUCGCAGUGAGAGAAAGAGAGAGACAUCAAGCUUUCUCGUGAUCCGCCGGAACAGGCUAGCCCGGAGGAGGUUGGCUUGCGUGGAAGGCUAAGAAUGGGAGAGGCAGUGGGACCCGCUAACGAAGAAGCGCAUGAAGAAUAACGUACAGGUGGAAGGAGGUGUGGUGGGGAACUCGAGAAUAAAUUGGUGUCAUGUCUAUUAUUGCGUACUCUUUUUAUGUUCAUGCCCUCAGAUCGCUUGUAAUAUUACAUAAGAGUCUUAUCCUGUCAAAUCCCAUCCUAGUAACUGAUUUCAAAUAAUUAAAUGCAUAAGAAAGUACAAGUGAAGGAACUCAUAGGGGAAUGAUUUUAUUUAUGAAGGUAAAAUGAGCAUAAAAAUCAUAAUAUAUUAUUAUUAUAUAAAAAUUUUAAUAUUAAAAAUAAAAUAAAAUAAUAAUAAAUUAAAUUUAUGAUGUAUUUUUAUAUUAUUUAAAAAUUUGUAAGCACAUCGUCGGAGCCAAAAGAUAUAAUAAUAUGGAUU
Molecule: messenger RNA, 1012 nt
Organism: Musa acuminata AAA Group (dessert banana)
Lineage: Eukaryota; Viridiplantae; Streptophyta; Magnoliopsida; Zingiberales; Musaceae
Exons: 1
Coding region: 149-502 (117 amino acids)
Source: RefSeq, a predicted model, not a curated record